Penicillium samsonianum is the source of this 339-nucleotide messenger RNA. RefSeq lists its product as uncharacterized. Bases 1 to 339 code for a protein of 112 amino acids. The transcript has a single exon. Lineage: Eukaryota; Fungi; Ascomycota; Eurotiomycetes; Eurotiales; Aspergillaceae. The record is from RefSeq and is a predicted model, not a curated record.
AUGCCUCUGGCACCAAAGGCACCAACACACUUUGGCCUUUUUGAUGUGCUGACGUUCAGAGCCUAUAUAAAGCGGACCGAAGAGAGCGAGAGCCGCAGUCCCAAUAUCCAAUACUGGUACCAUGGUGAAUUAAUGGCCCAGAUGAUGAUCUUGAGCUGGUCUGGAACGCGGCUUCAGCAUGUCAUCAACGAUGAGAAUUAUAGCUUCUUUCACCAAGAGCGCAACAAAGCUCUGGCCAUGUUCCGAUCGCACGGCGUUAUCCACAGCGACGACGAGUGGCGCAAUAUGCUGUGGAUGACCUGGGUGACCGUUUGCUUGUCAUUGACUUGGAGGACGUGA